This is a messenger RNA of Fragaria vesca subsp. vesca, 1054 nucleotides long. Its product is annotated as ras-related protein Rab11D-like. Lineage: Eukaryota; Viridiplantae; Streptophyta; Magnoliopsida; Rosales; Rosaceae. Gene Ontology annotation, molecular function: GTPase activity; GTP binding. The record is from RefSeq and is a predicted model, not a curated record. The transcript is spliced from 2 exons. Gene Ontology annotation, cellular component: endosome. The coding region runs from base 92 to 748 and encodes 218 amino acids.
CCACUUCUCUCUCUCUCUCUCUCUCUCUCUCUGCAAAUCUCUCUCUCACUUUCUCUCUCUUCCCCAAAAUAUCAAAGCAAGCUCGGAAGCGAUGGCCGGGUACAGAGCGGACGAUGACUAUGACUACCUCUUCAAGGUGGUCCUGAUCGGCGACUCCGGCGUCGGCAAGUCCAAUCUCCUCUCCAGGUUCACCAAGAACGAGUUCAACCUCGAGUCCAAGUCCACCAUUGGCGUCGAGUUCGCCACACGGACCUUGAACGUCGACAGCAAAGUCAUCAAGGCCCAGAUUUGGGACACCGCUGGCCAAGAACGGUACCGUGCCAUUACAAGCGCUUACUAUCGGGGGGCAGUGGGUGCACUCCUUGUGUAUGAUGUCACUCGUCAUGCAACUUUUGAGAAUGUUGACAGAUGGCUGAAAGAAUUGAGGAACCACACUGAUUCCAACAUUGUUGUGAUGCUGGUUGGAAACAAAUCAGAUCUCCGCCACCUUGUAGCUGUCUCGACUGAAGAUGGAAAGUCCUAUGCUGAGAAGGAGUCACUCUACUUCAUGGAAACAUCUGCACUGGAAGCAGUCAAUGUGGAAAACGCAUUUGCUGAAGUUCUGACUCAAAUCUACCAUAUUGUGAGCAAGAAGGCAGUCGAAGCGGGAGAAAAUGGAACAGCUUCAUCCGUCCCAGCCAAAGGAGAGAAAAUAAAUAUAAAAGAUGAUGUGUCUGCUCUGAAGAGAGUUGGGUGCUGCUCGAGCUAGGCCAGGUAACAAAACUUAUGAAUGAAUAUUGCUUAUCUUUAACUUGUGUAAUAUUUUUCCGACGGAUACAAACUAGAGGAUAUGAAACAUGAGGUUUUCCUUGAGUGGUUAAGCUAGUUAUAGUAUCCAAAUUUAGUGACAAUUCCUGUGAAUGCUGAUUAGCCCAUUUAAAUCGCCUUUCAGCACCAACUCUGCUUUCUAUGUUUGUUUUCCCCAAGGAUAUAUUUGGUGAAUUUAAAUAUCAAAAUUGUAUCAACAUCUUUAUUUUUGUUUACACCAAAGUGCCCCCACCUUUAUUUGGAUGCA